GUCAGUUGGCGUGGUGGGCGUUGAGGAGGUAGUGGGAGGCACCAGCGGCGGUAGACGUGAAGUGACGGGGUAAGAUAGCGUGGGUGCGAGAGCAAGUUAGAGGCGAGUGAUGGUCCGGGACACCUGAGAUGGACCAUAACAAACAGACGGGGACAGACAGGCCGUGGCGGGGAUAACUGUCCUUCCUUGUCCUGUCCCUCCUGUCCCUCUCCGGGCCAAGGUGACGCCUCUCCCGGCCCCCUCUAGUGCCUCUCACCACCUGACAAGUGUUGACAAGUGAAUGGUUGGGUCCUGAAGCAUCAUGGUAAUUAGGAAUACCAUGAAGUGAUCCUGUGCUUUCGUAUGGAGCGUCAAGAUCCAUACAGCACCAUGUCACAGCCCUCGUCAGAUAAAAGCAGAGAUCCUUACCAUUCAACAUAUGCAGAUCAUCAGGAUAUGAUGUUGAGUGAGGAUGAGGAGGAGAGUGCCACACUGGCUGAGCCCAUGACACUUGAGGGGGCAAAACAAUUAGCACAGACAUCUGUUGUAGUGCCAGCUACAACCCCAACUCCUCCAGCUGUCUCCUUGGCAUCAGCUUCCCCUCCACCACAUCCUCUUGUUGCUCCUCCACUCACAUCUCCUCACCACUCGUCACAUCACCAUCACCACCACCACCACCAUCUGACGUCGCCUCCACCCCCACCACCACCUCCCCCACACCACCACCAUCACCACUUGACUUCACCGCCACCACCACCAACACACCACCACCUUACCUCACCGCCACCACCUCACCACCAUCCGCAUAUAACACCCCCCCUGCCUCACCAUCACCACAUGUGGGGGCCACCUUCAGUAGCCCAUGAAGAGGAAGAGGACGAGGAAGAGCCACAGGAUUUACCUUCAACAGUGGAUAUACAAGCUAUUCGAGACUCUCCGUCCCCCGAUCAUUCUAAAGGCCAGUUGGUGACAAUAAAUGAGAAUUGGGACAGUGUUGAGGAUCAAGACCGAGGUGAUGAAGACUCUGAUGCCUAUGAUUCUGAUACUGAUGGCUCCGAAUCGGAUUCGGAUUCAAGGCUUAGCUCCAGGUCACGUUCAGCAUCGAGGGAAAGUAUCAAAUCACGUUCUGUGUCAAGGUCCCCUUCACCAACAAACUCCAAGUCAGAUAGUGGGAGCCAGGAUUCUGAUUCGGAUAGCUCAGAUUGGAGUGAUAGUAGUUCCUCUGCUUCUGAUGGUGAGAGGAAAAAGGAAUAUGAAGAUGGUGAUUCCAGUCCUAUGAACAAACCGUUGCCAAGGAGAAAGCCACAGCUGACUGCACCUAAACUAACAUUGAGUGAGGGGUUCGGAGGUGCUGUUAGGACUGAUGGGAAAGUCAAGAAUUCUCCAACAUCUCCUAUCCAUAAAUCAUCCCAGCUGUACGAGAAGCAUAAAUCGUCACAUUUGUUCACUUCUUCCUCUUGUGAUUCAAUAGCAACUGUUGGAUUUGGUGUUGGUAAAGUUACUAAAGUUCCUGUGUUGGAGGAGAAAAAAACUGUCAAAUCAAGCAUUUUCAGUGAUGAUGAAACUAGUGACGGAGUUGAUAGUGAGAUAAAUAAAACUGUACAUAAAAGUAUACAUUUAUCAAAAACUGAUGAAUUCAGACCAUUGCAACCAGUGCCAUUACCUAAAGGAUCUGAUAGUAGCUCAGUUGUUAGCGAGCAGAUAUCCGACAGUAGUCCGCAUGUGGCGAAAGAAAUGCUCACUAACGAAGCUAAAAGUGUAAGUGUUGUGAUUCCUGGUCCUGUAGGCGAGCCAAAAUCUGAAAAGAAUGGUUCAGUUAUCGAGGAAAACAUCUCUAGGUCGAAAGGUGUAAGCGAAAGCAAACCCAGUGUGCCUCUUCUUGGGUUAAAGGUAGAAGAAACAAGAACAAUUUCUUUUCAGCCUUAUAAGAGAGAUAGUGCAUCACCACCAGAAAGGAAGUGUGAUCUCACAGCUAGAUGGGAGGAGAGUGACAAAGACAAAACUGAGGAUGGAAGAAAUAUGCAAGUUUCUUUAGCAGAAGUGGAAGAGAGGAGACGGGAAAAGGAACUAGAAUUAAAUCGUGAAUUUGACCGUUUACUUUUCAGCACAAAAAAUCUAAAUUUGCAACAAAAUGAACAAAAAGCUUUAGUUUUGGGUAAUAAUUUUUCAAAGACUCCAGAAAAACCAUGUAAUGACUCUAUGCCCAAAUAUAAUAAAGUUUAUGAUUCUCCAAAAUCAAGCAAAAGUGUGAACUCUGUAUUAUCUCAAAGCAACAGCUGGCAGCCUGACACAGUUUGUAAUCCCAGUAAGAAAGAGACAUCAGGCACUUCCAUUGAUCACUGUACUCAGACUUUUCACAUAGAGAAUGUUAUAGAUAUAAAAGAUAACGGUAAUGAUAAGAAUAAAACAAAGGUAGAAAAAGAUGCCUGGGAAGAGAAAAGAAAAGAGCCAUGUAGUAGUGAUGAUAAAUCAAGAGAGUUUAUCAAGGACAUGCCUGAUAAAAAGGAAGUGGAGAGAGUGUAUGUGCAAGACUGUAGCUCUGAAAGGACUUUAAAUAAGGAAAUAGCAACUGAAAGAAAAGUGGGUAGAGAAUUAACGCUUGAAAGCAGAUCACAUAAGGAUACAAGUAGUGAAAGAAAUUCAAGUAGAGAAUCAAAUAGUGUUAAGAGAAUAUCUAAAGAACUGAACUCUGAAAAGAAUCUGAAUAAGGAUACUAGUCCAGAUAAACUUUCAUUGAAAGAAAUUAGUUCUGAGAAAUGUUCAAAUAUAGAGUUCAAUUCAGAAAGAAGACCAAGUCAACUAUUAUCUGAGAAGAUAGUAAAAGAUGUAAGUUGUGAAAAGAAAGUCAGUAAGGAGUUCAAUAAUUUAAUAAAAAAUAAUUGUAAUCCUUCGCUUGAAUGGAGAUCAACUAAGGAAAUAAUCUGUGAUAAGCCAAUGAAGGAAAUUGAUGUGGGCCAUAAGUUGAAGAAAGACCUGUGUAAAGGUGGCCAUGCUGAUAAAAGAUGCUCUAAAGAUAUUACUUGUGACAAAAAAAUAAGAACUGAAGUUGUUGAAGAGGGGAAACCGAGCAAAGAUGCCCAUGCAGAGAGAAAACUGAGCAAAGAUGCCCACGCAGAGAGAAAACUGAGCAAAGAUACCCAUGCAGAGAGAAGAGGUGUCAGAGAUUCCUCCCUUGACAGAAGAUCAAGUAAAGAUCCUUCUCCAGAGAAGAGGAAAAUUAAAGAUGCCACUAUAGAAAAGUCCCAUGAUACAGAUGCUCAUGAUAUAAAGGGUAAUGAAGACGGUAACACUGACAAAAAAUCUAACGGGGAGUCAUCAGAAAGCAAAUCGCUUGGCGAAUUACCUUCAGAGAACAUAAUGAGCAAGAAUGAGAGUACAGAAAAGAUGCUUGAUAAAGAUAGUGCAUCAGACAAGAGAGCUGGAAAAAAUAAUGAAAAGAAGCCAAUUAAAGGUAACAUCACAGAAAAGAAAACUAGUAGGGACUCGAGUAAGGAAUCUGUUCCAGAAAAGAAAAAUAAGACUGUGUCACAUGAAAAAAUCAGUAAGGAAUCUAAUAUAGAGAAGCCAGCAAGUAAAGAUUCUACUCCUGAAAAGAAAUUGGUUAAGGAUACUGCAUAUGAAAGAAAACCAAGCAAAGAUAAAAAGCAGAGCAAGGAAACAGUUUUAGAUAAGAAACAAAACAAGGACACCACCUUUGAUAAAAAAUCUGUUAAGGAUUUUUCUGAUGAAAAGAAAUCAAUUAAAAGUGUAUCUCCUGAGAAACGAAGUAAUAAAGCGUCCCAUGAAAAUCGCUUGAACAAAGAAACCAUUUCAGAUAAAAGAUUGAACAAAGAGUUAACUAAUGAGAAAAAGAUUGGCAAAGAAAAAUCUCCAGAUCAAAGGUCUAAUGCAGAAAAUAUUUCAGUCAGGAAAUGUGACAGAGAACCUGGGACAGAGGAGAAAAUUAAAGACUUGUUCUUAGAAAAGAUAGCUAGUAGAGACAUAAAUUUAGAGAGGAAGUCUAGGAAAGAGUCCAGUUAUGAAAAGAAACACAGGAAGGACUCUAGUUUUGAUAAGAAUCUUUGUAAGGAGCAAUACUUGCAAGGUAGAUAUGAUGCAGAUAUGAGUGUUAAAAGGAUUUCUAUCAAUGAGCCUCUCUUUGAAAAGAAGUCAAGUAGAGAACCUGGUUUUGAGAAAAAAUGUAUGACUGAACUGAACAUGAGUAAGUUGUCAAACCUUGAGCCAGGUUUUGAGAAGGGGACUAUCCAGGAACUCGACUACAUGAAAAGAUCUGGUAAGGAGCACGUUUUGGGGAAAAAUUCCCUUUCCUGUGAAAAAUUAAGCAAAGUGUGUAAUUUAGAGAAAAGUUUAAAUAGGAUACCUGAGCAUAAGAAAAGAUCUAGAAAAAAGAAUAAAAGAUUAAUAGAAGAAAAUUUUGAGGAGAAAAAAUGCAGUAAAGAAUCCUGCUCUCCAAGUGGAACUGAUUUAAAAAGGGACUUGCCUGUUGAAAUCACAAGUAAUAAAGAUAUAUCGCCAAAACAAAAAGCUCAAAAUGAAAGGUGUGCUGAUGAUUCCAGUGAGAAAUCUAAAUUGUAUAGGAUAAAUAAAAUAUUUGAAAACAAUGAAUUAAUAAAAGUGUCCAACAUUAGUUCAUGUGAGUCAGACAAGACUGUUGUGUCAAAUAAAGUGAACUACAAUAGUGAAAGUGUUAGUAGUGUUAGUAAAAAAGACGACAAAGAGUCUGUUAGAACAGAAGAGUUGUUGCCUGUAUGUACAAAGGGAAAAAUAGACCCAGCAGAACAAAACGAUAAAUUGAAUUACAAAAGUGUUAGUGAGAAAACAUUCUCAUGUGUUAGACCAACUAUAGCAGAUGUAGUGAAAGGUAGAGAAAGAAGAAAAAGUACAGAAACUGAGAAACUUAGUGGUAGUGAAAAGCGGAAAAAAGGUGACUCGUAUAGAGAAGACACGUCAACAGAUAGUGAAAGCUCGGAGGAACUUAAUGAAAAAGUGGAUUUGGACACAGAGCAGACCCAAACAUUUUCUGUCAGCGAAAGUAAUUUUAACCAGGGUCGGUUAACAAUGAAAAUAGCAGCAAUGAAAAUGGCAAAAUUUGGGCGAACAGGUCUCCGGGAAGUGACUGGAGGAGCUCUGCCAACAAGAUCAGAUCUUCACACAACUCAACGUACAGAAAGCUCAUUGAGUAUGUCCUUUAGUCCAUUUAGGCGACCUAGAACAGUACCUCAGAAGCCUCAGUCGGGUAAUUCCCAACCCGAAACUCACAAAGUGAAGACGGCAGCUGAAAGAAAAACCUACAUAGAUGCUUUGCCACCCAAUGGUUCGGUCCGCUCCGUCUCUUCCAAGGUUCAUCGAAAAAAGGUGUGUGGAGCAUGUGUUGCGUGUCCCCAAGUGAGGGGUGGCGGUGUAAAGGGCGACAUGAGAGUGCCGGUGGCGUCUGUGUACCAGCGGGCAGGUGGCGUGGUGGGAAUUGUGGCAGUGGCUGCAUCAGCCCCGGCUGCUCAUCCACACAUAGACCACGAUGAGGAGCAAAUCUCUCGCCUCGCCCACCACCUCUCCCAGAUCUCCGGCGACCAUGACGGGUUGCAGGUGCUGGACCAGGAAGAUUUGGCUGCAAUACUACCAGAUGUAAGCAGUGGUAGUGGUCACCAAGAUGGGUCGUCUGUGUCACUUGAUGGGUUCACAGAUGAUGUUGUAGUGUCUCGGACAGGCUCUGACACUGAGGGAGAUGAGCACGGUUCUGAUGUGGCUGGUGAUGACGAUGAUGAUGACUUACCAGAUGUUAUUGUUCGGGAAGCUAUUAAUUCCAUGGCCAUUGUGGGUGAAGAAGCCGCUCUCAAGUUCAACACAGUACUGCUGGAUGACCUGGACGAUGUGGAAAGUAGGAAUCGGUCUCGUCAUCAGCAGCACUCGCAGCAACAGCAGGGUCAGAGCCGUUUAGGGCAUCAACAACGGACAUCGAGGAGCCCAAGAACUGAAACAGGCUCAAGAAAUCGUGAUGAUGGAGUUCAUGGAGAUAAAAGAAGAAGAGGAAGGCCCCCUCGGCCUAUAAUGGGAAAGGAUGCUCAUCAAGAAGAAGAUCUAGAUCCUCCUCCCAUGCCAGAACUUGAAAGCUACGUUCCAUUAGAUUGUAAUGUUUCUAAUGUGUCUCCAGACAGCGGCAUACAGUCAGUGAGUGGUUCUCCGUUGCAUCACAUUGGUUCCCCACCUCACCACCAUUCUCCAUUGUAUAGUGCGGGCAAGUCUGUCGAUGGCUCAGGAAGCCACAAUCGGCCAUAUUCUCCUACUUUGGUUUCUCAAGAUUCUCCUCCACCUCCUACCUUAUUACCAGCUGUUACUCCUCCUCAUUUGUUAAGUUCACCUCAUUAUGAUUAUGAUUCUCCAAAUUCUCCCCAAAUGCCAGCUCUAAAAUGUCAAGUAGAUCCUCCCCCAAUAUUGCAAGCAGAUAAUGCUAAGCGAACUAGCCUUGAGGAACAAGGUACUCUUAAAAGAAGAGGACCAGGAAGACCAAAAAAACAAGAAGAUAGACCUAAGCGACCUAGGGGGAGACCUAAAGGAUCUAAAAAUAAAAGACCAAAGAGUGUGGAUGGACCAUUUGUAGUAGAUUUCAAGGAGAAUGCUCAAAAACUCCCAGAAGACUCUGAUAGUUUUAAGUGUUAUAGAAGUGAACUUGGAUCCAGUGCACCUGUGGCCCACGUGUUGGGUAUGUGUGGUGUUGAUAAGUGGAAUCAUGGUAUAGAUGCUGAGGACCUUCCUCCACCUCCAGAGCCCAUCCCUCCGUUGAGACGUGGACCUGGCAGGCCCAAAAAGAUCCCUCCAGUGUUAGAACCCAGUGUACCCCUCCAGGAACCACAGAUAAACAAAGUACAAAGUGAGCACAAUGCAGAGUCUUGUGCUGAAGACAGUGCCAAUCUUUCUAGUGCCAAGCCUGAAACCCAUGUAGCCAGUUUUGAGCCAUCCAAUUCUGUGAAUUUUAAUCAUAGAAACACACAAGACAAACGUUUAAAGGGAAAGAGGCCAGUGGGUCGGCCAAGAAAAUAUCCUAAAAGGGAGGAAGUAAAUAUGUCCAGUAAUUUACCUGCCACUGCAGCUAGCAAAAAGUGUUUCAGUGAAAGAAUAAUGCAUAAAAUUAUAAAUGAAAAAGUUCGUAAUAGUGAAAAAUCUGAUAAAUUAUCUGUCCGAGUUGAGGAUAUUGAAGGUUCCAUUGAACCCUUCAGUGAUCCUUAUACAUUUCAUGACCUUCCUUUUGGAAACUUACAAGAAGCUGAGAGAAAGCAUCAGAAAAAACUUCUUAAACCAAAGUAUAAUAGUGAAGGUAUACCUCUGGAAGGGAAAAGAAAAAGGGGAAGGAAAAAAGAAUUGCCAGCUAUUUUUGAAAAAGUGUAUGGGAGUCAAGAUCUGAAAACCAGAGUCAAGAGUGAAAGUGGAAAACCAUCCUUUUGUGCAGCUACUUUAUCAUUUAAACAGAUACACAGAAAAAAGAAAAAGAAGCCAAAGCAUUUCAAAAGUAAGCAUAAAAAUAUUGUGGACCCAGUGUUUCUUGCUGACUUGGAAGAUCUAACAAAAGGCAUUCAGCAGUGCUCAAUAUCUAAAAUCCCAAUCCUUCAGCAAACUAAACCCGGUGAGAUACUUUUACCUUCAAUAUUUCGCUUAAGGAAAGUAUCUUUAGCAGCCAAGAAAAGACGAGGCAGUGAAAAGACCAGAACGAGUGACAGAGAAUCGGGAACAGAAGGGGAGAGUGGCAAGGAGAAAGCAUUAAGCAAGAGAAAAAAGAAAUUACAAGAAGUACCAAAACAGGGUCGAGAGCGAACAGAAGCUAAUGAACAAAGGCUGCCUCUGAAAAAACGACACCGCCACAUUUCAACAGCAGUUCCUGCCACUCCAGAGCCCCCCAAGGUUGAAAAUAUUAAAAGUGAAGUUAGUGUAACAAAAACAAAUGAAAAAGCAAAUUGUGUCGAGAAAGAAACCAAAACUGAAAAGGAGGAGAAGGAGAAAAUUAAUAAAAUUGACCCCCGGUCAGAGAAGUCGACAGUUCCUAAACCUAGUGUGCUCUCUGAAACACCAAAAUCUCUUAGAACUGAAAGCAAAAUUAUUAAGCAAAGCAGUGAUGAUAUGAACAAGAAACCAGAAGAAAUACUAUUAGUGAAUUCAGUAACGAGAAAAUUAGAAGAACAAGUGGCAAAAAGUACUAGACUUGACGAAACAGUACAAAUACCAGAUGUUUUAAAUAUUAAAACUGUGGAGGAUUCUGAGAGUAGCAAAGUUACUAGAAUUUGUGUAAGUGAACCAGAGGUGAACAAGACAGUGGAGAAAACUGAACCUGUCACUCGAGUAAACAGUGAGGUCCCCACUUCAACUCGUACUACGACUACUACCCCAAAGAAAAGACACAGAUUAGAGGUAGAUUUAGCUAAUACUCCUGCAGCAGCAACAAGAGCCACAUCAGGAUUAAUUAAAGGAAAAACUGAAAAAGAAUUGCCUAAGGCCAAGGAAAAAGAUACAUCUGUUAAAACACCCGUAACAAAAUCUCCUAAAGUUGCCAAAGAUCCAGGUUUCAAAGAAGUGGCAAGUACACCUCUACCUAAGGUGGAAGAUACAAGUGAUAAUACUCUUACUCUCAAGGUUUCUGGUACAGAUGAAGGAAACCCAAGUAAUGUUAUUGAAGGAAGUAAAUCUCAGGAACCAGUUGAACCUGUUGUACAUCCGCCUGUUGUCCCCGAGCCUGAAAUAGAAUCUCAACCUCAAAAAGAGAGUUCUGGGACUCACUCAGAUAGUGAUAUACCCAGUGAGCAUGAGCCACUGUAUGAGAGUGAUCAAAGUGGCUUUAUGUCUGAUAAAGAAGGCCCCAAAGAAGUACCAACCAAGUUGCCACAAAAAAGACGCAAAAAGAAGAGAGAGUUAAGAUCGCCCAUUCCUAAAGUUACUGAUAAACUUGCUCCAGCAGAAGUCACAGAAGACAAUGAACCGCCUCCAAUAAAAAAGAAAAAGAAACUAAAGCGCAGGAAAACAAAUAGAACAGGAUUUCCUACAAUUAGAAGAAAGAAACGCAAGGUCAAAGAUACUUUGGAACAAAAGGGAAAUGAGAAGUGUUUGGAAGUUGAAUCACUUAGUAAUAACAGUAGUCUUCCUAGAGAAUCUCCUAACAGUCUUCCUAGUGAAGCUUCUAGCAGUCAUCCUACGGAGAGCUCUAGUAGCCUUACUGUAGAAAGCUCCAAUAGUAUUAUAGAGGAAAACUCCAAAAGUCUUCCUGUAGAAAGUUUUAUUAGUCAGAAACCCAUUGAUCCUGAAUCAGAGGUAGCAAUAGACGACAGCAAAGAAGCCCCAGAAACUCCUGCUAUUCUUUCAGAAUGUGAACCCACAGUAACAAGAUCAAGUAGAGAUAAGUCAGAAAUUUCUUCAUGUAAAGGUCCUGUUCCUGUCCCAGCACCAAGACCACGGGGACGUCCAAAGAAGGCCAAUGCUGAUGUCAAGCCAUCAUCUAGAACCCCAUCACUAUCACCAUCUCAGUCGCCAGAAAAAGUUCCAAAGCAGCUUAGAGAAUCAUUAAGGGAAAGAAGAUCAACCAAAUCUGCAGAGGACACUCAAGUAGAUAAAAAACCUGAGCCAGAACAAGAUGAACAACAACUUGAAAGGAUCCUUGAGAGAGUAGCCACCGGCAUUGGAUGUAGGACUCGAAGAAAACGUGAUCUUAGUGAAGAAAGUAACAAAACAAUCCAGUCAGAUGGAAAGAGGCAAAGAAAAAUUGAAGAAGAAAAUCUGUUCAAUGUGUCUACCAUUAUGAUUGAUACACAAAUGCAGACGAGGUAUUCAGUCCGCAUUCACACGUCAAAUGAUGUCAGGAAUGAUGGAUCCAGACUUAUGGGAUACCUUCAAGGUAACCUCAAGGUGGAUGAUAGUGAUGCAAUUGUCUUGUCAUCCGAGUCCAUGCCUAGCAGUGAACCACCGUCAGGAGAUGAAAGUAAUCGAACGUUGACUGGAAAUAGGAGAGUUCCCCGUUGGCGAAAGAAAUAUCUUGUUGCUGGCCUCUUUUCAACUUAUUACAAGGAGGAUGAGCCUCGAAGAAGAAAUGGUGAAGUGUCUUUACCAAAGAAUAAGUUUACGUAUGAUCCAGAGGAGCAUGUGCAUGGUCUUCUCCCUCCACCCUGUUACUGCCGCAAGUGGUUACGAGAGAGACACAUUGAUUUUGUGUUGCCUUAUGAUCUUUGGUGGCUUCAUGAACACAACAUGCUGCCUGGGAGGGAUCUUGUUCCAUCCUGGAAUUUCAAAAAAAUCAAGUCAAAUGUGUAUUAUGAUGUCAAGCCAAAUCACGAUUAUGAACUUCAAGCAUGCAACUGCAAGCGCCCAGUCAAACCUGGAGAACGUGGCUGUGGUGAUGACUGCAUCAACAAGAUGAUGCUCAUUGAGUGUUCGUCUCAGACGUGCCCUAUUGCAGAUUCCUGUGGUAAUCAGCCAAUCCAAAGACACGAAUACAAAACAUGUCUCCAACGUUUUAUGACUCCAAACAAAGGUUGGGGCAUUAAGGCAACGCAUGAGAUCAAAGCUGGGACCUUUAUAAUGGAAUAUGUUGGAGAAGUGGUUAGUGAGAAAGAGUUUAAACUGAGAAUGCAAACUAAAUAUGCCAAUGAUACUCAUCACUAUUGUUUAAAUCUUGACAGAGGGAUGGUAAUUGAUGGUCAUAGGAUGGGAGGAGAUUGCCGAUUUGUGAAUCAUUCGUGUGAUCCUAACUGUGAAAUGCAAAAGUGGUAUGUUAAUGGCCAGUACCGAAUGGCUUUGUUUGCUUUAAAGGAUAUUGAAGAAGGAGCUGAACUGACAUAUGACUAUAAUUUCUCCCUUUUUAACCCUGCUGAAGGACAAGAAUGUAAGUGUGGAUCAGAAAACUGUCGUGGAGUUAUUGGUGCUAAAAGUCAGAGAGUUAAUGGCUUUCUCGAUGAUAAGAAGAAGGCUCCUAAGAAAGAUAUGGGAAAGAAACGCAAGCGUGGAGCAACUGCUGAAGCAGAUAAUAAUUACAUUCCCCGUCCACAUUUUACACCAAUCAAGCCACUGUCACACCAGCAACAACUAUUCAUUUUGACUCACAGGUGUUUUCUUAUUCGUAAUUUGGAAAAAGUUAAAAAGUCCAGAGAUCGCUUAAGUCGAUGUGCUGAGAAAAAGCAUGAAGAAGUUUUAGAUGACCCUGAUGAACCUAGUACUCGAGUUGAGAAAUUUCUCACACAUUUCACUGCUCUGAAUACUGCCAGGUCAGUUAAAACACGACGUCUUGCUCAAGCUGAAGAUGACCCUGAAAUGACUCGAUUAGCCAAACUAGCUCAAAUUUUCAAAGAUAUUUUUGAUAAACUCGUUGCAUCUAGAGAUAGCAAUGACAAACCUUUGGCUACUCCAUUUAUGACAUUACCAUCUAAAAAAAAGUAUCCUACAUAUUACAUAAGAGUCGGUGAACCCAUUGAUUUAGCUCUUGUAGAAAAAAACAUUCUUACAGGCCAUUACAUUACUGCAGAAUCAUUUGACCGUGAUGUUAUGCGCCUUUUUGCUAACAAUCUUAGAUUUUUUGGGCGAAACACAGAAGUAGGUCAGAUGGCUGUCGGUUUGAGGCGGGUGUACAGUGAGUGCAAAUUACAAUUCAAACCCCUACUAGAAGAAGUUUUGGGAGAAGAUGCACUUCCACCUGCAUUUGCUAAUUCCAGUCCUAAUGAAGAGUUUGAGGAUGAAGAUGUAAUUAGAUGUGUGUGCAACUUACACCGUGAUGAAGGAGUCAUGAUACAGUGUGAGAGGUGUUUGGUGUGGCAGCACUGCGACUGCAUGGGUGUGACUGACUCUCCUGACCACUACCUGUGUGAGGAGUGUUCCCCACGCCUCAUCUCCCCUGAGGUUCCCAUGAACCCUCAGCCUCCAGAUGCUCCUAGGGAUCACAAAUACUUCAUAACCCUGCUAAGGGACAACCUACAGGUUAAACAAGGUGACAGUGUUUAUAUUCUUCGUGAUCGGCCACAGCAGAAGUCAGGUGAAAGAAGACAGCCAGCUUACCGCCUUGUCAAAGACAUCAAACCUCAUGAUCUAUUAAUAUUCAAGAUAGAAAAUCUGUGGAUUGAUGAAAAGGGAGACAAAUUUGCAUUCGGACAUCAUUACUUACGGCCACAUGAAACAUUCCACGAACCCUGGCGUAAGUUUUUCCCAAAUGAAGUCAUCCGUUCACCAUUGUGUGAAAUCUUACCCUUGGAUAUGGUAAUAAACCAUUGCUGGGUACUGGAUCUCAAUAGCUACUGUAGGGGGCGUCCCAUUGGAGCUCAAGAAGAUCACGUAUAUGUAUGCGAGUAUCGAGUGGAUAAAGGUGCCAGAGUCUUCUCCAAGAUCAGCAAACCAAAGUACCCUAUCUGCAUCAAGCCAUAUGCCUUCAUUACCUUUCCAGAGAGACUAAGACCACAACGAACAUACACUCCACAUGAAGUGAUAUCAAACAGUAGAGGCCGUAGCGGAAGCAGUGGGGGCUCUAAAGAAUGUCGUGGAGGUUCAGAAGAACGUGGAAGCAGUAACAGCAGCUAUUCAAGCAGUGGCAACAGUAAUAACAGCUGUUCUAGUUCUGCUAACACUGCGGCCACUACCAGUUCCACUACAACUACAAAGCCCUGUUCUGCUAACAACACUACUAUUACCACUAGUCAAAGUGAUACUACCAGUAACAGCAAUGGGGGAGGCAGCAGCAGCAGCAGCAGAAGCAGCAGAUCUCGAGACCGAGGGGUUCCGCCUCCACCUGAUGAGAUAGAUGACCACACCCCACUGGCUACUGUAAGAGCUGAGGCCAGGGCACAAAAGCGUGCCAAGAAACGUGUGCGAGUGAACAGUGUAGCAACAAAACUUCUUAGUCAACUUCCAGCAAAAGGAGCAAUAGACCUGAGCUAUUUACUAGAGAACAACAAAAGGCAGCGCAAAAAAACUGCAGCUUUCACCUCCUGAGAUUGGCUCAUAGGCUGGAACGGCCACCUUACACUCAAAGAAAUGGAGGGCCAAGUGUAAAGAAUUAUACUAUUAUAAUUAAUUUAAUUAAUUUUAAAAUUGUUAAUACAUAAAAUUGCUUAUAUAUAUAUAUAUAUAUAUAU
This is a messenger RNA of Procambarus clarkii (red swamp crayfish), 13064 nucleotides long. RefSeq names its product histone-lysine N-methyltransferase ash1. NCBI's taxonomy places the organism in Eukaryota, Metazoa, Arthropoda, Malacostraca, Decapoda, Cambaridae. The record is from RefSeq and is a predicted model, not a curated record.